Molecule: messenger RNA, 984 nt
Organism: Dissoconium aciculare CBS 342.82
Lineage: Eukaryota; Fungi; Ascomycota; Dothideomycetes; Mycosphaerellales; Dissoconiaceae
Exons: 2
Coding region: 1-984 (327 amino acids)
Biological process (GO): regulation of store-operated calcium entry
Cellular component (GO): endoplasmic reticulum membrane
Source: RefSeq, a predicted model, not a curated record
AUGCAUAUUUUCAAGUGUCUUCGGGUUGGCCUCCUCCUCACGACAGCAGCAACGACUGUCGAUGCUCGCAAAAGCGACGCGAUACUAUUAUCGACCGUAAAGUCACUCACACUACGAGAUGGACACGACACAACACAUCGACGGGUAUCCGCGUUACCACAGCUAAAAUGCAUCGGAGGCAACGCGAAGGGACUCUACAAUGUCGAUGUCAUGCGCUGCCGAAACUCUGGUUCGGAGUACGGCGCCGAAGAUAUUUCUUGGACGUGCAAGGCCUCUCUACCGCCGGAAUUCAAGCUGGGUAGCACGGACGUCAUAUGUGAAGGAUAUGAUAGCCCGGACGAUCCAUAUGUCCUCAAGGGCUCAUGUGCUGUUGAGUAUCGAUUGGUCCUCACCCCGCUUGGAGAGGAGAAGUAUCGCGAUCAACUUGGCUCGAAAUGGAGGAGUUCAUCGAGGAAGAACGGACCGGGUGUCGAGCAAGAUGGGGGCGAUUGGAUCGCUGGGAUGUUGUUCUGGUUGAUUUUCGGAGGGAUCGUCUGUGUGAUCAUCUACAGCAUAUUCUACGGCGAGAACAACAAUAACGCCAACCCACGCCCACGUCAUCGAAACGCUGGCUGGGGAGGUGGCGGCGGGAACGACAACAAUGGCGACGAUGACCCUCCUCCACCAUAUACACCUCGCGGACCAUAUGGAGGUUCACCACGCGGAAAAUCAUCGACGUCGUCAUCGUCCAACAGCAGGUCUCGGAAUUCAUCCUGGCAGCCAGGUUUCUGGUCUGGCACGGCCGCUGGAGCCGCGGCGGGAGCCGCAGCGGGAUACGCAGCAGGCAGCCGGAACUCAGGUCGUGCAGCGGCGCGACAACCUGCUCGUGAGUCUCGAUGGGUCGGCGGCGGGAUGGGCGAGUCGGCUUUUGGUGGGAGUGACAUGGCGGGUCCGAGCAGCAGUCGGCAUGAAUCGACAGGCUUUGGCGGCACGUCACGACGUUGA